AUGGAGUUGACCAAGAUGGCUGGAACCGUGGCAAGGCAGUUAUUUUCUCGGAACUCGGCAUUGUCAUGUCGCGUGCUGAAUUUCGGUCAAGUACACCACUCCAGAUGCCUAAGUACCUCUCACACCCUGCAGACUGACUCAGACUCAAACUCAAAAGGAUGGCUGAAAAACAUCCUUCCUGUGAGAACCCUGCCUGCCAGCAAGGAGUCCCACUCCAGUCUUCUAUCCAACAAGGAAACGGUGUAUGAAAUGCAGUUCCAUGCUGUUAAGCCAGAGAAUAUGGAGGAGUACUUAAAACAGUUUCAGUCAUUUCAACAGUUGAUGCACGAUAAAGGCACAGGCGCAAAACUAAUCGGUAGCUUCACAGUCGAGAUAGGCGAUCAGGACGAAGCAAUCCAUAUUUGGCAGUAUCCUGGAGGAUAUCCGGUCCUGAACAAGGCAACAGAAAUUUACAGAAAAGACAAAGAUUUCAUUGAUUACCGUCUCCGAAGAAACAAAAUGUUGAGAUCAAGGAAAAACCAAAUUUUGCUACCUUUCAGUUUCUGGCCAGAGCCAACCGCACGAAGUGGCAGCAAUAUCUACGAGAUGAGGAGUUACACGUUAAAGCCUGGUACUAUGAUUGAGUGGGGAAACAACUGGGCUCGUGGUAUAAAAUCACGAGCAGAUGAACCAGUGUGUGGCCUAUUUUCACAAAUGGGUGAACUGAAUACCGUUCAGCAUAUAUGGGGAUACACUGAUCUACAGACACGUAAGGACACGAGAGAACAGGCCUGGAGCAAACCGGGCUGGGAUGAAUGUGUUGCCUACACUGUGCCUCUCAUUCGACACAUGCAGUCAAGAAUUUUGAUACCAACUCCGUUUUCACCCCUGCAGUAGUAGCAUGGCCGAAAGAUACUCCACGGAGAAGGCCAGACUAUCAUUACCAACCUGCUUUCAGAGACUGUUGUACAGUUGUGAAAUCGAAUGUAGUUUCUUUUGAGUUCUUUGGAUCAUGAGAUAAAUUGCAGAAUUAUAGUCAUAAUUUGCCAUAUUACAUGGUGAGCAAAGAAUACUCCAGGUGAUAGAUGAAGGUCAACCUCCUUUUUUGACUUUGUGUGAAGAAACACUUGUUUUAAUGAAUCAUGAAUUCUUUUAGAAAUGCAUUUGACUCGGGUAAACAUUUUGACCGUGUAAGAGAGACUUACACACUUAUGAUUGAAAUACUGCUGACUAUCUUUUAGUCUUAAAAAAUCUAGUUUUGUUAUCAAUCAGUUUAACACAAUACAAUCUGCCAAGCAACAUCUAAAUUGUAAAAGUUGAGGACCUGUUUUACCUGAUAUCAUAAUUAGGGGGCUAACAAAUGUUGAUCAUUGUAAAGUUACACAAACUAGUAGAACUUUCAUUUGAAAAAUUGAGAGAUUUUUAAUAUUUCUAUUACUUUUAGUCUCUAUUGAUGAAAUAUACUGAUAAUUUAAAUGUCCAGUAUCCUUUCUGGUAGUCUCUAUUGAUGAGAUAUACUGAUAGUUCAAAUGUCCAGUAUCCUUUCUGGUAGUCUCUAUUGAUGAGAUAUACUGAUAAUUUAAAUGCCCAGUAUCCUUUCUGGUACCAAAAUUUGAAAUUAUUUUCCACAUCAAAACGUACAUCCUUUCUCCAUUCAAUAUUCUAUUGCUGUCUGUUUUUCCUCUCUCUCUUUUGCAACAUUUUCAUCAUACUUUUACUUGUAUAAAGGGUUCUUUAGUAUGGAAAAUUUACUUUUGACAUUUUCUUUACAAAUAUGAUUGUCCACUUAACAUUUAUAUGGACUUUAUUCUUGCAUUUAAAUAUUCAUUGAAUAAGUGAUGAGGUAACAUAUUUGUACCAGAUCAGCCAUGCAGAUUCUUUUAAAGUCUUCAGAUUAUUGAGGCAUAAUUAUUUAUCACAGAUCUUUCUCUAACUACAGCAUAUGUCAAAGGUAAUUCUUUGAAAUUUUGAGAUUUAUUAGGGCUUCAAUUUAUUUUUAUAAAUAAAUGUGUUAAGUAGGUGGGGGGGGGGGUGUUACUGAAAGAAUGUUUAUUAGUCUGAUAGUGUGAACACUCAUAAUUCAGAUAUGUAUUUAAUAUGUUUUGAUAUUUUUCAGAAGAUCUUCGUGCAUGUUUCUAUCACAGCAGUUAGUAUACCAAUACAGACUCACUACAGUAAUCAGUUUUGUAACAUUUUUGAUGAUGGCAGAGUGUCUUUAUGAAAGUCAGGGUGCUCAAGUUAUCAUUGAAAACAUAUAUUAAUGUAGAAUGUUUGUAUUAAAAAUACAGAUGUUUAUCUGGGUUGUUUUGUCAAUAGAAUUUGUUGAUACAAAUCUUAUAGUGGACAGAUCUGAAAGAAAACUGGACUUUGAACCUCUCUUGUUAGUAACUGUUACCAUGGCUGGUUACCGUGAUAACAGUUCAGAGGUCAUGGCCAAACUUUUUCAGUUCAAUGAUAUACCAAUAUAACAAGAGAGGUGCUUUUUUUAAACUGUACUAGAUGUUUUUUGUGCCAGAGAGUCCCAAAGUUUUCAUUUUGUUAGCAAAGGGAAAAAACUCGUCCAUUUAUUUUCACAAUCCCACAAAAAAAUAUUAAAGCAUUAUACAUUUGUUUUUAGAACGUAAAACUUGAAUUUUGUAUUCCGAAUAGGCAUUUUUGAAACACAAUGUUUGAUAGAUCAAGGUUUCAAGUCACAGGUAUGUCAAAUUAUAUAAUGAUGAAAAUUGUAGCUUCAUGAAUUAUUAUUUCAAAUUUGAAUUUAGAAGUAUGAAGUAGUGAAAAGUUUUUGAGAAUCUACAGUCAUGCUGAGACAAAAUUAGAAAAAAUCUCCCUAAGAAGAAAAUUUCUGAUUCCAAAACAUCACACGGAAAAAGAAACAAUUAUUAAGGAAAUGAAAUAUCAUGAUAAAGGUCGUACCCAAUGAUCUGAAUUUUAGGGGAAUACGAACUUUUGAGUAAAUUAAAGCAUUAAAACUUGUUAUAUUG
Molecule: messenger RNA, 2963 nt
Organism: Ylistrum balloti
Lineage: Eukaryota; Metazoa; Mollusca; Bivalvia; Pectinida; Pectinidae
Product: protein NipSnap-like
Exons: 10
Coding region: 1-876 (291 amino acids)
Cellular component (GO): mitochondrion
Source: RefSeq, a predicted model, not a curated record